Molecule: messenger RNA, 7742 nt
Organism: Xyrauchen texanus (razorback sucker)
Lineage: Eukaryota; Metazoa; Chordata; Actinopteri; Cypriniformes; Catostomidae
Gene: sobpa
Product: sine oculis binding protein homolog (Drosophila) a
Exons: 9
Coding region: 233-3061 (942 amino acids)
Biological process (GO): animal organ development; carbon utilization
Cellular component (GO): nucleus
Molecular function (GO): zinc ion binding; carbonate dehydratase activity
Source: RefSeq, a predicted model, not a curated record
GCUCCAGCUCACGCUCAGACUGCUGAGAAAUAGCAGGCAGAAGAUGGCUGAGUCGACCGGGCAUGGUGAGCCCGCAACAGCAGCACCAACAGCAGCAGCAGCAACUUCACUGGGGCUUCUGGCGUGCCUGCCAUUCGCUGCCUCUCUUCAACUCUGAAACGGCCCCGCCUCGCUCCGUGCCGCGCGCCCCCGGGUUUUUGCCCCCAAAUAUUGACAGAGAAUUAAAGAAAACAUGGCUGAGAUGGAGAAAGAGGGAAGACCCCCGGAAAACAAGAGGAGCAGAAAACCAGCUCACCCCGUAAAGAGGGAAAUUAACGCGGAGAUGAAGGUCCCGGCCAAUCGGCCCCUCCCAGAGGCGGGGCAGGCAGGCAAUCUCCAUGGCAACUCGCCCUACUUGAUGAGUUUUGCCGAAAACACAAUGAAUGAAUUACUUGGGUGGUACGGAUAUGACAAAGUGGAGUUACGAGAUUCAGACGACAUUGACAUCCGUAACUACCCUGAUGGAGAAAUGCGGCAACACAUCUCUGUCCUGAAAGAGAACUCUUUGCCAAAAGCAUCUACAAUAGAGAACAGCACUGGUUCUCCUCCACAUGCCAACAGCUCUGGCUCUACUCCCACAUCACGGAAUGGAGUGACAGCCGAGGCAUCCGCAAACCCCUCCUCCUCUAAGGAGCACGGAGGCCUGCCAAUCAUAGUGCCCUUAAUCCCGCCCCCUCUGAUUAAAGUACCAGCAGAGGAGGACACCUCUAAUGUUCAGAUAAUGUGUGCGUGGUGUCAGAAAGUAGGAGUAAAGCGUUAUUCUCUCAGUAUGGGCUCUGAGCUGAAGAGUUUCUGUAGUGAGAAAUGCUUCGCCGCCUGCCGACGUGCCUACUUCAAACGCAACAAGCUUGGAUAUGUGAGGAAUUGCAGUGCCAGAGAGGAGGAGGGCGUUCCACACCACAGCUUGUCCAAAGACACGCCCAGACUUGUCCUCAAGACAAACAGCGAUGUGCUUGUCUGCGACUGGUGCAAACAUAUCCGCCACACUAAGGAAUACCUGGAUUUUGGUGCAGGGGAGAGGCGGCUCCAGUUCUGUAGUGCAAAGUGUCUGAACCAGUAUAAGAUGGACAUAUUCUAUAAAGAGACUCAGGCUGCAUUGCCAGGGGGACUGUGUAACCCUUCUCUCCCUGUGAGUGAUACUAAAUCAGAGAGCAGAGCUGGUGUACAACUCCUGACACCUGAGUCCUGGAGUGCACCUCUAAACGAACACCGCAGUCGUAAGGCACCGUCACCAGGGGGUGCCACCUCUGUAGCCAGACCCUCUGGAUCCACGUCAGGGUCACCAUCCGAAACUGGAACUGUUUGCUCAUCCUCAUCCUCUUCAUCAUCGUCAUCAUCAUCUUCGAAAAUUCCUACACCGCGGCCACAUGAGAAUCCUGCAUUACCGGCCCUUCCCCCAUCUCAUUUAGCGAGUUUACACCCAGGUAUGGGUAUGCCACCUGGCAGCCCACCGAUGGUCAUGACACCCCGUGGCCCGGUCCCUCUGCCUCUCUUUAUGGAGCACCAAAUGAUGCAGCAUAUUCGCCCUUCAUUUCUGUGUCCCCCAGGCCCCAAUAGCCCCCAUUCUAAUCCUAUGAUUCCAGGCAUUGGGCCACCACCACCUCCUCGGACUUUUGGUCCUCCAUUGAGUCCCAUGCACCGCUCGCUCCUCUCUCCUCACAUGCACCCGUCCUCAAAUACAACACUUCCUGGGAACCCUCCAGGUAUGUUGCCCCCUCACCCUGGCGCUCACAUGCCAGCCUUGCCUUUUCCCCCAGUUAACAUGAUGCCUGCUGGACCCAUCCCAGUUCCGCCCUAUAUGAACAUCGGCAUGCCUUCUUUGGCCCCUUUAGUGCCACCACCUACAUUAUUAGUGCCGUAUCCUGUGAUUGUGCCAUUACCAGUCCCCAUACCCAUACCGGUGCCCAUACCGUUCAGUCCAAAAGCAACUGGCGAUCGAUCAGGAAAUGACGGAACACUUCCGAAUGCUGCAAAUGAAUGCAGUGAUUCAAGGGUACCACCCUCAUUUUCCCCCGGCUCCUCUAGAGGGGAGGGGAGAGACUUUCAACAAGCCCCUCCCACCUCAGAUACACUCUCGCCUGGCUUUUCAAAGCAGACUGAGCAGGGCAGGGCAAAUGUUGUUGAUCUGAUGGUUAAAAAAGAAAACUCUAGCAAUGGAAGCUCUGGAAAUUCCCACAAAGAAACACCAGCAGAUGGAGUCAUUGAUCUAACGACCAGCCGUCGCUCCCGGCAUCAACAAGUCAUCCAAAGGGCAGUAACCUGUGUUCAGAUAAAGCCCGAACCUGGAAUAAGCCCACCACCUUUGCUUGGACCCUCACAGUUGGGUGAAACUGGGUUGGAUGGGACAGCCAGUACAAGCACAGGCAUAAUAGAAGAUAUCCACAGAGACAGUAACUCUGAAAGCCCAUUGGCUAGUGUGGCACUGCCUUGUGCUGAUCCCUCCUACUGCAGUGGAACUCCACCUCUUUCUCAUCCAAUCACAUGCAGCACUAUCACUGUUCCUAGCAACCUCACCACAACUAAAACGGAGCCUGGCUCUGCUAUGCCCUGUAAUGUGAUCGUUAAUGGGAGCUGUAAUGUGCCAUUUGUAGACGGUUCGAUCAGGACACCACCAUUAGAACAGCGCCCCCUAGUGGACCCUUGUCGCAGGACCGCCAAUGUUUGUGAUGAGUCUAGUGGCGCAGAUCUAGAAGGAGAGGACCUGAAAGAGAACAGCUGCUUAGCUACAGAAAAAGACUCGGCAGGUAAGAGAAUCUCAAGUGACCAGUCUGCCAUUACAACAGGAACAGGGGAGGACAAAUCUCAGAGCCCUGAAGAUCCCCCAUCUGGUGAGGACCAUGCCUAUGCCCUGCCCUUAAUGCCCAAACCAGGCUGUGUCAUUCAGCCUGUGCCCAAACCUGCUGACAAAACUGCUGCCAUCCUGCCAUGUGGCUUUACAGUGCCAUUAACAGGAUCGGUGGCUAUGGAAUUGGAGCCUCCGUUGAAGAGAAGGUGUCUGCGUAUCCGCAAUCAGAACAAGUGAUACAGAGUGCAUACAGAUGUUAACAUCUUACCAAAGGGAUAAAGAGCACAACACUGCAGCAGAGACCAUCGGCUGUCCACAGACUCCUCUCCAGUCCAGCCAAUCAAGAUGUCAACCUUGUUUUCUCCACUUUUUCAAACCUUUACAUGUACUCUGACAUAACAUUGGUCAUCCUGAUUGGGCAGCUGUGUGCUCCAUCUCCACCCCUUUUGGCUAAACAGACGAUGUGUUAACCUUGGGAACCUGGGGAACACUCGCUGGAAGUGGUGUUACAAUCUGAGGAGGACUACACUGUACAUAAACAGAUUUCCAAGAAUUGCCAUAGGGCCAGAGGGCGGGUCUCAGUCCAAACGAUCAGAAUAGAUCGGCUAGACUGCCAAUCAAACAUGCUCAUGAAUAAUGACACAGUCAGAUCUGGAACAGGGCCAGUCAAAUCCUGCCACAGAUGGAUGGGCUUGGUUGCUGCUUUGUGUGUGCAUUCAAAGAAUCUUGGUUUAAUCUGUCUGUUCGUUUGGGGUCUGAAUCACAUGCCAUUGCUAGUAAUUCAAUACCCUUAGUCAGAGAGACAAUUUAAAACCAGAGCUGCUUUUAAUAUGGACCUAAAACUCUCUGAAUACUCUCUCUGCUCAAAUCUUUCUCUCUGUCCCUCUUUGUUCCCCUGACUCUGUGCAUCAGUAUCUGCAACACCAGCAAUACCCUCUGUGCUAUUUCUUAACUUCUAUCCGUUCACGCUUUCUCUCCAUUCUGAGGUGUUCAGGAACUGGGCACCAAAAAAAGACAGGAAGAGAGAAAAGUACACACCCUAAAGGGAGUAAAAUCAUCACAGCAGGAGCACAAAAACAGAAGGAUGGAGUGAACUUUCAUUUAAUUCCAUCCUGUUAAGAAGCUGGAAACUCAUUCAACGUUGGAGCAGCCCUGUUGAAAAGAUCAGUUUAGACUGUGCUGGUCCAAGCUGGUUAGUGCUGUUUUGGUUCUGACCAUAAAAAUGCUGAUCAACCAGCAUGGCCUUUCAGGUGAAGAUGGCUGAGGAAGUCUCGCUGGUUAAGCUAAUUUAGAAGUGUGUUGUGGACACCAGCACACCAACAUCCUCUGCCAGGGACCAGCAAUUCAAGUCUUUUCAACAGGGACGAUGGAAGGAUGGCAAAAAAUUAGUCAGCACUACUACGUAUUUUUGUGCAAUUAACUUACUCACUGAUUUGAUUGAGGAUAACAGGGUACAGACCUCACCAAGCAUCUUGGCGAACUGUUGAAUAGGCUGCUGGCUUUACUGCCAUUGGAUUGGAGAAUGUCCCACCACAUGGUAAAAAGAGUGAGCUGAUAUGAGCUUAGUUUUAUCACUGUCACUCUACAUAGUUCAAUAAAGAGCAGGUCUAGCUCUGCUGGUGGGUUGUGAACAAUGUAAAAUACUUCUUGUUUGAAAACAGUCAUUAUUUUUCCAAUUGUUUUUGGUGCUGCUAGAGACACAGAAAUUUCACACUUCACCUCUAAAUUUUAAAUGAGAAAGAUCACUCCUGGGUUUCCUAUUGUUGUGCAAUCACAAUCAUUUGAGCGGUCAUACAGCAUCUCUGUGAGCAGUGAGAUGGUGUCCAGGAUGCAUUCCUGAGAUUCAUUUUUUAUUUUAUUUUUAAGCUUGAUUUUUUGCCAAAUCCUAGUCAGUGCUAAAUUAUAUUCAGCAUUACUUCUUGUCCAUCUACGGUAACAGAAACUGUUUCCUUUACAGUUCCAAGGUGCCUGAGUGUAGAGUUCACUUCCACUGGAUGCCAAGAACAUUUUACUGAAAGAAAGACUGGGUAGGCGAGGUGGACAAAGAGCCAAAAUCAUAUUUGUUACAAAGAGUAAUGUAAGAGCUGAGUGCAUGGUUAGCAACUAUAUUGAUCUGUUUUUGUUUGGCUAAACUAGAGGAGUGAACCUUAAAGUCAAGCAUGUUUAUGUGUGGGAGAGAACGUGUGUCAAAUUUUGAAACUAGUUACAGCCAAAAAAAAGAGUUAAAUUUGAACAUUCACAUUAGCCAAUUUAUUUUAGAAAAAAGAAAGGUGCACAAAAUCACAGGGAGGAUUUAAAAAAUACACCACCUGGUAUACAAAAUAAUCAGAUGAUUUUACAAAACUGAUUACUACACUCUAAAAGGCCAAAUAUUUCAGUUAUACAUGAAAAGAGGAAGACAAUUUAAUCUGUAUACAAGAUAUUUGUUUUGUUUUAUAUUAUGUUAUGUUUUGUUCAGUUCAUCAUGUUUCUUCUCUGAUUAAUCUGCCCAAAUCUAACUGUCAAAUUAUGACCCAAAUCUCCCCACUUUUGCCUUUAACCUUUACCUCUUCUCUAUCCCUCUUCCUCCCUCUCUAUCCCCCUUACUAUUUUCUCUCUGCUCCUGGACGAUGUACAAAGAGGAGUGAAAUCCUACCCUAUCCCUCUGUACUUUUUCCUACAGGAUUCAGUUUCGCAGUGGUGUAUUUUUUUAAGAGUAGGCUCAGAGGUCUAAUUGUGACUGGUUAGAGUAAGUACUGUAUUUCUCUCUUGGGUUUGCAUGUGCCUGGGUUUCAUUCCAGUGUCAGAUUUUAACACACACACACACACACACACACACACACACACACACACACACACACACACACACACACACACACACACACACACACACAUUCCUGUGUCAAAUGUAGUUUGUCAGUGCUGAUACGGCUGACUGACCAUCUGUCUGGAUGGAGGUGUUACAGAGAACAGAUUGCUAAAAAGGGCAAAAUUUCAGAGAAACACACACACUUAAACAACCAAGCUCAGUCACUUAUUCAAUGUGUUUGGUGUAUGAAUCACUGUGUGUUUUUGUGUCUAUGUGUGUAGGGGGAGGCACAUCAAGGGCUGCAUGGGACACACAGAGGCUUAGUCUUGGGAUCUGAGAUUAUUUACACUGUGUGUGUGGUGCAACCAAACGUACGUGUCUGGAUUGGUUGAGAGGAGCCAGCAACAGCAUUGCAUGUUGCUCUCAUUAUUGAAUCAAAUAUCCUCCCUCUCUCCCUCUCUAUUUCUCUUUCUGUUCACUUCCUUAAAUUGAAAUGACUAUUAAAGGGAUAGUUCACCCAAACAUGACAAUUCUGUCAUUUAACCUUCCUUAUGUUGUUACAAACACACGUGACUUUCUUUCUUCCCUGGAACAAGCCAGGAGAUGGAAGAAAAAUAACAGCCUCAGUCACAUUUCAAUUUCAUUGGAUGGAAAAAAGAACAGCAUCAAUAUUUGAAAAUAAAAUUCUCAUUGUGUUCCAUGGAAGAAAAAUAUAUUUGGGUUUGUAUCGACAACAGUGAGAAAAUGAUGACAGACCUUUAGUUUUUAGGUGAACUGUCCCUUUAAACACAUUGGACUUACUGAAAUUACUGUGCAUAAAGCUGCACGCGCCACACAAACACCACAUACUUCCCUGUGUGUGUGUGUGUGUGUGUGUGCGUGCGUGUGUGCGUGUGUGUUUGUGUGUGUCUCUGUGUGUUGCAUGGGAGAGAUCAUUGCACUUAUGGUAAACACUGUAAAACUCUAUUGCAAACAGGCACAGUGUUCUGCAUAAUAUUCAAAACAAGCAUAAUGUCCCUCAUAAGGUUCCAAAGCAGCUUAAACCAGCCUGAGGUUGUUUGGGGGUCUUCCAUCCUGAUCAAGCUUCUAUGAUGGCUGGUUUUGGAGGACUUUUCAGCUGGUCAUUCUGGGAGCUAAACCAGCUGAGCUCCAGCUUGUCCAGCCUGGGCGACCAGCUAAGACCAGCAAACUAGAUUAGGCUGGUUUAAGAUGCUUUUGUUUUUUGUUUUUUAACAGGGGUCCAAAUUGCCACUAUGCAGUAGUUGGCACUUACUUUAAUAUAGGGUUGCCAUACUGAUUUACAGAGUCAGUGGCAAACAGUGUGUCCACUAGAGGGAAGUGAAGUCCGUCUUGUUAACAAGCUCAAACCAGUGCAAUCAAGAGACCCCUGGAGUUAAAUGACCUGAAAUAACAAACCAUAGAGGAGGGUUUGCUUGAGUGCAAUACUGUAAUCCAAUAGUGUUUCAAAGGAUCUAGAAGAGAGUUGCCUGUUUUAGUGGCCAAACUGACUUUCAGCCCUAAGGCUUGGUAGACAGAGCAUUUAGGUUUUUUAUUCAGUAAAAUUAGUCUGAAAAGUUGGAAAUCUUCUGUUUAAUCAAAGAGGGGAACAUGAGCACUGCUUUGGCGAAGCCACAAGCAGAAACAACAUGGAGGUACAGAAACCCAUAUGCCCAAAUACCAGCAAAACCAUCUUUCACAAGCAAUGUUAUACAGAUUAAAACAAAACGGUACAAUCCAAUCAAAGCACUUGCACCCCACCUCACCUCUGCUUUGAUGCUGUAAAAUCAAUAGAACAGGCGGGUAUGAAUUUUCACAUAAAUCAACGUGUGAUUCAAAGAGGUCAAGCAGUAGCCAUGUAAGAAACAUGUUUUCCUACCAUUCCUGUUGUCGGAAUAAAAUGUCUUUGUCAGCAGCAAAAAUUAUGCAACAACAAAUUCUUAUAUCUGCACUCUGUGUGAGAGUCAAUAGUCUAAAAUAAAAAAAAGAAAAGCAGUUUUUAAGGUUCUAAUGUUAAAAAUUUUGAGCUGCCUUAAUUCUUUUUGUGCUCUGUAAUUAAGAACGCCUGCUUGUUUAAAUAUCCCACUUUGUAAAAAAAAUAAAAAAUAAAAAAAAAAACAAACAAAAAAAAAA